AUGUGGUGGUCAGCACGCAACCCGCCCACCGACCCUAAGACCUCCUUCGCAGGCAAAACCGUCCUCAUCACCGGUGCAAACGUCGGACUCGGACUCGAAGCUGCGAUCAAAUUCGCCCGUCUAGGCGCCUCCCGUCUGAUCCUCGGCGUCCGCUUCCUCCAGCGCGGUGAAGAUGCUAGAGCCCAAAUAUGCCAACAGGCAGGCUACAACGCUGCCAACGUGCAGAUAUACCAAGUCGACAUGAGCUCCUUCGAGUCCGUCAAGUCGUUUGCCAAGGCUAUAACCGAGGCGGAACCAACCCUCGAUAUCGCUGUCCUUAACGCCGGGAUAGCAGCAUCUUCAUACCAGCUCAGCCCAGACGGAUAUGAAAUGUCCCUACAGGUCAACGUCCUGUCCACUGCACUGCUCGCCGUCCUGCUACUCCCCAAGCUCCACCAAUCAGCCCAGACGAGCGGAUCUCCUUCUCAUCUCGAGUUUGUCGGCAGCGUGAGCCACCGCAUGGUCAACCCCACGGCCCUGGACGCCGUGGUCGACAAUCCCAGUGCAAGGCUCCUCGACUACGUCAACGACAAAGAAAAUUUUGGCGUUCAGGAAACAUACUGCAUGACCAAGCUCUUGCUCAUGUACGUCAUGGAGGGCCUCGUGUCAGCCACACGCCUCAACAACGUCGACGACGUGGUCAUCACGACGUGCUGUCCCAAUCUCUGCCGCACGAACCUCGGACGCGAUUUUGGCCACUUGAUGACCUUGGCCAACUCGAUGUUCCAGCGCGUCUUUGCGAGAACGGCUGAGGAGGGCAGUCGGAUUCUUGUCAGCGGGACAACGUUGGGAAAGGAUGCCCAUGGAAUGUUCUGGAGUCAUGAUGUGUUCGACAUGUGA
Cladophialophora yegresii CBS 114405 is the source of this 879-nucleotide messenger RNA. RefSeq lists its product as uncharacterized. The transcript has 2 exons. The record is from RefSeq and is a predicted model, not a curated record. Bases 1 to 879 code for a protein of 292 amino acids. NCBI's taxonomy places the organism in Eukaryota, Fungi, Ascomycota, Eurotiomycetes, Chaetothyriales, Herpotrichiellaceae.